AUGUGUCUGUACAGGGUUGCCACGCGGCAAAAACUAAUUUGGAAACUGUGUAGCCCUGUUGGCGUUGCCAGACAUUCUCCGGGAAAAAAUAUCCUAAAUAAACCUAUCGCCAGUUCAUGCGCCAAAAGUAGCGACUUCUUAAUUAAAAAUCUUGAUUUAACUGUGGAAAUGUCUCCAAGCAAACUUAAUCCCCGGGAAUCUGGCGCCUUUAUUGUUGAGCAUGCCAAGAACGUUCGUAUUCUACCCGCCGGAAUUGAAAAACUAACGCAGGAGAUUUUAAAAGCUCUAAAAGAAAAGCGUAUUGCCGUAGAAAACUUCUCGCAGCAUGAAUUGCAUCCUAAUCCGGAUCCAAAUCAGGCGGAGGAGUAUUCUAAGGCAGCCGAUUGGGUUUUUGUGCUGGACACCUUGAACUUUUGCUUCUGGACACCCAAUAACUAUACCAAAUACAAGGUCGAAGGCUAUACCGGCUACUUUGCGUUAUGUGCAGCUGUGAAAAGAGCCAUUAAAGAAGGUGUGGAUGUAAUUAAUCCAGAAUUUUACUCAAAGAUCGACCUAAAAACCCUGGAGAACAUUUUCCGGUCUGACGAUGGGGAGACUGAGAUUCCCCUAAUCCAAAAGCGUCUGGAAUCUCUUCACGAUGUGGGAAAAGUUCUAAUUGAAAAGUACAAUGGACGAUUUGAGAAUGUAAUCAAGGCAGCAGACAAAUCUGCAGUGCGUUUGCUCAAUCUUAUUGUUGAGGAAUUUCCUUGCUUUCGGGAUGAGGCAGAGUUCGCUGGGAAGCGUGUUUCCAUCCUAAAGCGCGCUCAGAUCCUUGUAGGCGAUGUGUGGUGCUGCUACAGUGCGAAAGGACUUGGCUACUUCGAGGACAUCGACAAAAUUACUAUGUUCGCCGACUACCGCAUUCCCCAGGUGCUGGUGCACUUUGGCAGUUUGGAAUACAGCAAAGAGUUAAUGGAUUUCCUGAAGACGGAUACCAUUUUGGAGAAUGGUGAUCCCCGAGAGGUUGAGAUACGCGGCGCAUCUAUUUACAUCAUUGAACAAGUAAGGGAUGCCGUGGUGAAAAUCCUGCAGGAGCAACACCCCGAAAUCUCGCCGGAUAAUGUUAACUCGGUUGUAAUUGACCAAUAUUUGUGGGACUACCGGCGUCAACACAAUGCCGACUUGGAGCACAUUCCCUUCCACAAGGUGCUGAGCAUCUACUACUAGCCAAGGGUAUACAAAUAAAGACGCCAGAUGAGUUUGUUAAA
This is a messenger RNA of Drosophila ficusphila, 1247 nucleotides long. Its product is annotated as queuosine salvage protein. NCBI's taxonomy places the organism in Eukaryota, Metazoa, Arthropoda, Insecta, Diptera, Drosophilidae. The record is from RefSeq and is a predicted model, not a curated record. The transcript is spliced from 2 exons. Bases 1 to 1206 code for a protein of 401 amino acids.